Messenger RNA from Carassius auratus (goldfish), 1437 nucleotides. RefSeq names its product proton-coupled folate transporter-like. The record is from RefSeq and is a predicted model, not a curated record. Gene Ontology annotation, molecular function: transmembrane transporter activity. NCBI's taxonomy places the organism in Eukaryota, Metazoa, Chordata, Actinopteri, Cypriniformes, Cyprinidae. Gene Ontology annotation, cellular component: plasma membrane. The coding region runs from base 45 to 1427 and encodes 460 amino acids. Gene Ontology annotation, biological process: transmembrane transport. The transcript has 5 exons.
UAGUCAGUGUGAUUUAAGCGUUGGGACUGUAAACGCUUUAAAUCAUGGAUAAAUCUGACACCAGCGCUAUUCUUGCGGAGGACCUAGAGUCGAGUGACUCCAGAAGAGUCUGUUGUUGUUUUAAGGUGCCAGAAAGCAAACGUCCACCGCCGUGUUCAUGUCCGUUUUCCGUGACUGUGGAGCCCGUAAUGUUCCUUUCCAAGUUCUCCAUAGUUCUCCAGUGGCCUUUGAGCACGCAGUACCUGUGGGAUCGUUUCAGUGAAGAUGUGGGUUACAAUGGAACUAAAGGUGGAGGAUGUAAUGCUACAGUCCACGACCCCCUUCUGAAGAAAGUGGAGACCCUGACUGCACACUGGAACCUGUACAUCAAUUUGGGUGGAUUACUAGUUGGGUUGAUCAUGGUGACCCUGCUGGGCUCAUGGAGUGACCGUGCAGGUCGACGUCUGGUUCUGAUCAUCCCUUCCCUUGGCCUGGCUGUUCAGGCAUCUGUGUAUUUGAUUGUAAUGUACCUGAAGCUGCCAGUGUUCUGGUUCCUCAUUGGGAAAAUCUGCAGCGGCCUGUCCGGGGACUUCAUUGCCAUUUUGGCCGGUUGCUUUGCGUAUAUGGCCGACACGAGUGGCAGGGGGUCUCGCACUUUUCGUGUAGCGAUACUAGAGGCUUGUCUCGGAGUGGCUGGCAUAUUUGCAAGCAUCAUUGGAGGACAGUGGCGACGGGCACAAGGGUAUAUCAACCCAUUUUGGCUAUUAUUGGCCACAAAUCUUGCAGCAGCGCUCUACGCAUACCUGUUUGUGCUUGAAACAGUCACCCCUGACCCCAAGGCAAAGCUCCUCUCCACCAGGCACCACCGGGCCAUCUUCCACCUCUAUUCAUCUGAUGCACCACCGGGACGCCGAGCCAAACUGUGGCUCUACACUAUCUGCUUCUUUUUGGUGGUGUCUGUACAUUUAGGCUGCAGUGACCUUUAUGUGCUCUAUGAGUUGAGUUCUCCGCUCUGCUGGGGUCCAGAGCUGAUCGGUUAUGGCUCUGCAGCCAAAAAUCUGGCCUCCCUCACUAGCUUGAUGGGGCUAAGGGCCAUGCAGUGCUGUAUGAAGGACUCCUGGGUGGCUUUGGUGGGCCUUAUCUCUAACAUAGUGGGAUUAAUUGCGAUUUCUUUCGCUGAUACCACAGCUCUGAUGUUCACCGGAUAUGGCCUGUGCUUCCUUUUUAUGGCUUCUACCCCAGUCCUGAGGUCUAAACUGUCCAAGCUGGUGGACCCUUUAGAACAAGGUGCUCUGUUUGCUUCAGUGGCAUGUGUAGAAGGCCUGUGCUCACUAGUAUCUAGUGUGGUCUUUAACUCUCUCUACCCCGCCACCCUGCACUUCAUGAAGGGGUUCCCUUUCAUCUUUGGGGCCAUCAUCCUCCUGAUUUCAGCUGCCAUUAUUGGGUAAAACCCUCAAU